AAGAGAAAGCUAUGCACAAUGUUCUUUUAGAUCUUUCGUCUUCCAUGGCGGUAAUCAAGUUCGUAGCUUCUCCGUCCUACUCGUUAUUUUCACUCAAACGGGCUCUUCACGAACCUUUCUCUUUCAGCAACUCUUAUCCUUCAUCAUCCUCGUCUCGAAUCACGAAUGCUUCUAAAAGACCGGGUAAUUUGGAAACUCAUGGGUCUGAUCGUGUCAAUUACGAGAAAAAACGGGUUGCUUUGAUCCCUUGUUCGCUCUCUUCCACCGAGAUUGUCCCUCAAAAGAAGAAACUACCCCUAAAUUUCAAAUCUUUGUUCGGUCAACGAGCUCUGUGGCGAAAGAUCUUGUUUGAUUCUACUAAAUUUAGAAGUAUCAUUCUUCUGAAUGCCAUUACAAUCGUUUAUGCUAGUAACAUUGCAGUUGUUAAAGAGGUUGAAGAGAUCAUGGAUCCUGCAGCUUUUAGUGUUGUGAGAUUUGUUGUGGCUGCGCUUCCGUUUACUCCUUUUGUUGUACGGUCUUUGAGUGAUGUGAAGACGCGUAAUUCAGGGAUUGAGUUAGGUUUCUGGGUUAGCUUAGGGUAUUUAAUGCAAGCCAUUGGUCUUCUAACAUCUGAUGCUGGGCGUGCAUCAUUUAUUUCCAUUUUCACUAUAAUUGUGGUUCCGUUGCUUGAUGGUAUGCUUGGAGCUAUAAUACCUGCACGGACGUGGUUUGGAGCUUUAAUGUCUAUCUUGGGAGUCUGGAUGCUGGAAUCUAGUGGCUCUUCUCCAUGUAUUGGUGACUUGUUCAAUUUCUUAAGCGCUGUGUUCUUCGGAGUUCAUAUGCUAAGGACAGAACAUAUCUCACGAACUACAACUAAGGACAAGUUCUUGCCCCUUCUAGGCUAUGAGACAUGUGUCGUUGCUCUCUUUUCGAUGGUGUGGUAUUUUGGUGGAACAUGGUCUACUGUCUUGCAAGAUUAUGAUCCAUCUUCCUGGACAUGGGACUCAUCUUGGGAAUGUAUGGUUGCGUUUCCAUGGAUACCUGCGCUGUACACUGGUGUUUGUCUGUGGAUAGAGAUGACUGCCAUGUGUGAUGUAUCCGCUAAAGACACCGCUGUGAUAUAUGGUUUGGAGCCUCUUUGGGGUGCGGGGUUUGCAUGGUUCAUCCUUGGUGAGAGGUGGGGCACAGCUGGUUGGAUUGGAGCCGCCCUUGUGCUAGGUGGCAGCCUAACUGUACAGUUGUUUGGCUCAUCACCGCCACCAAAAAAACCCCUAGAAGGUGAAGAGAGCAGAGAAGAAAUUGAUUGUGCAGCUGCUUCCAGAAAGCAAGGGCGCUUCUCGACCUCACCUAUAGUGGUUAUAUCGCUAAAAGACACGUCUAAACUAUUGGAGAAGUGAAACAAGACUCUUCCAGUAGUGACUUAUACAAGUCUCAAGAGGCGAGCCUUAGUGUUACCCUGAGGCUUGGAAUGUGAAUUAAUGUAAAGUUCUGUCACAGUUGUGAGAUAUAUAAUCAUCUUCAGAAGACCUAAUUUUUUGGUGGAGAUUCAGAUUCUUGGUGAUGAGUCUUGUAUGUGAAGAGAACAAAGAACCUAGUAAUAUAAGCUGGCGUAAAUGCUAAGCAUGGUACAGAUUCUAUAUCUUCCUCCAACAGACUUUACUUAUACAAGCAGAGCUACACAUAGACCAAAAGAUCAACAACAGAGAAGUGAUGGCUCAGAUUGCGAAAUCCAUGAUAGAAGUGGAGAUCAAAGUUUCAGCUGAUAAGAUAUUCCAAGCUAUCAAGGCUACUUCGCGCAGUGUACCAAAAUUAUCUCCACAGAAAAUACUUAGCGUGGAGGAACAAGUUGGUGAUGACUGUAAAGGCACCAAGAAUUGGACUUUGUCUGUUGAUGGAAAAGUAGAGAAGAUAAAAGAGAGUAGAGAUAGAUGAAGCGAACAAAUCGAUGACCGUGUUUGUGUUCGAUGGAGAUGUGAUGGACAACUACAGUAGCUUUAAGUGUAAUCUUCAGAUCAUACCAAAGCUACAUGGAAAAAGUAUAGCUAGAUGAAGCUGGGAAUAUGAGAAGCUUAACUCAGAGUCUCCAGCUCCUAACAAAUACAUGGAUUUUGCAGUCUAUCUCACUAAAGAUAUUGAAUCUAAUCUUCUCAAAACAUAGAGACUUUAGAUGUAAUAUAUAGUAUUGCUUUGUUUGAUAUUACAACGGUUUGCUUCUUUUAAGCCAUGUAUGAAUUGUUGUUUGUACGAAAACAUCGGGGAUGUGAUUUGUCGUUAUAACUAUGUGUUUAUCAUCUCA
Messenger RNA from Camelina sativa (false flax), 2275 nucleotides. RefSeq lists its product as uncharacterized. Gene Ontology annotation, cellular component: membrane. The record is from RefSeq and is a predicted model, not a curated record. NCBI's taxonomy places the organism in Eukaryota, Viridiplantae, Streptophyta, Magnoliopsida, Brassicales, Brassicaceae.